AAAAAACUCUCAAUAAUUCAUCAAAUUUCAUUAAUACCUCUGACACUCAAAACAAUAAGAGUCCAUAGAGUGCAUUUUAGCAAUUUAUAGAAGAUCAGUGGUAUUUUGGUGGCCUAACCUUUAUAUAAAGUAGUGUGCAGAGUUCUCAAUUUACACAUGGGGACAAACAUGACUCUCUUUCAGGGGAAGUGGAUCAAGUUGACACCCAAAGCCGAUGGCCCCUGCGCAAGGAGCUCGCACGCCGUGGCCGUUGUCAGGAGGAAGGCCUAUGUGUUUGGUGGCGAACUCGAGCCACGCGUCCCUAUCGACAACAAAUUACAUGUCUUCGACCUCGACACACACUCUUGGUCCAUUGUGGAUGUCUCAGGAGACGCUCCACCACCUCGUGUCGGUGUCACCAUGGCUGCUGUCAAGGACAAGAUCUAUGUUUUUGGUGGUCGAGACGGAACCCACAAAGAACUCAAUGAGUUCUACUCGUUCGAUACGGUAACCAAUGAAUGGCAACAAUUGUCAUCUGGAGAGGAGGGCCCCCCUGCUCGAAGCUACCAUGCCACGGCCUCAGAUGAUCAACAUGUGUACAUCUUCGGAGGGUGCGGUGUAGAUGGAAGGCUCAGUGAUUUGUGGGCUUAUGAAGUUGAUUCAGAUAAGUGGGUAAAAUUUAAGCAACCUAGUCAUGUUUUAAAGGGGAGGGGUGGUCCAGGCCUAGCAGUUUCAAUGGGAAAAGUAUGGGUCAUAUAUGGAUUUUCGGGAGAAGAAUUAGACGACGUGCAUUUUUACGAUCUGGAAGCCCAAGAGUGGGGCCAUGUCGAGACUAAGGGGGAGAAGCCGAGCCCAAGGAGCGUGUUUGCAACUGUUGGAUUCGGGAAUCACAUCUUGAUCUACGGCGGAGAGGUCGACCCCAGUGAUCUAGGGCACUUGGGGGCUGGGGCCUUUACUGGUGAUAUGUAUAGCCUGAACACGGAGACGCUGACAUGGCACAAGUGGGAAACAAGUGGGGACCACCACCCAGGGCCGAGGGGCUGGUCUGCUUUUUCGAGUGCUGGAGAGGGGAUGCUGGUUUAUGGGGGGAACUCACCCUCAAAUGCUAGGCUUGAUGACAUCUUCCUUUGUGUUCCCUCUUUUGGCUAGAGAUGAGAUAGAACAUAAGGGGGAAAUGUUUGUUCACUUUGAUCAUUUGCUUUCUAUGUAUGGGGGAACUCAUCCUCAAAUGUUAGGCUUGAUGAUAUCUUCCUUUUUGUCCCCUCUUUUGUUUGUCAUUUUAAACAUUUUGAUCAUUUGCUUUGUCAUUUUGAUCAUUUUCUUUGUAUUGAGGAACUCAUCCUCAAAUCCUAGGUUUGAUGAUAUCUUUCCUUUAGUUCCCUCUUUUGGCUAGAGAUGAGAUGGAAACAUAUGGGGGAAUGUUUGCCAUUUUGAUCCUUUGAUUUCUAUGUAAAUGGUUUGUAGUAUGCAGAAGUUGGGUUGAAUGUGACC
Molecule: messenger RNA, 1470 nt
Organism: Amborella trichopoda
Lineage: Eukaryota; Viridiplantae; Streptophyta; Magnoliopsida; Amborellales; Amborellaceae
Product: Galactose oxidase/kelch repeat superfamily protein
Biological process (GO): nitrile biosynthetic process
Cellular component (GO): cytosol; nucleus
Molecular function (GO): protein binding; enzyme regulator activity
Source: RefSeq, a predicted model, not a curated record